CGGUGUAAAGGGGUUGAAACCAGUGAAAAAAAAAACAAACCCUAAAAGGAGACUCAUUUCUGGGUCGAGAAGGUGCGAGAAUCGCUUACAGAGACGAGAGAUUGACACACACAGUUGUGAUUCGCGUGCUGCGUCUUAAUCUUGAAGCGGGGAAGAACAUGGCAGACCAAGAAUCAGAUAAGAACAUUGAGAUUUGGAAGAUUAAGAAGCUAAUCAAGGGUCUUGAAACCGCAAGAGGUAAUGGAACGAGUAUGAUCUCUCUUAUUAUGCCUCCUAGAGAUCAGGUAGCUCGUGUAACUAAGAUGCUUUCUGAUGAAUAUGGAACCGCCUCAAACAUCAAGAGUCGUGUGAACCGUCAAUCUGUUUUGUCUGCUAUUACUUCUGCUCAACAGAGAUUGAAGCUCUACAACAAAGUUCCUCCCAAUGGUCUUGUUCUGUAUACUGGAACCAUUGUUACGGAUGAUGGAAAAGAGAAGAAAGUGACGAUUGAUUUCGAGCCUUUCAAGCCUAUCAAUGCUUCCUUGUACUUGUGUGACAAUAAGUUCCACACUGAGCCUUUGAACGAGCUUUUAGAGUCUGAUGACAAGUUUGGUUUCAUUAUUAUGGAUGGAAAUGGAACUUUGUUUGGUACUUUAAGUGGGAAUACAAGAGAGGUUCUGCAUAAGUUCACUGUUGAUCUUCCUAAGAAGCACGGAAGAGGAGGACAGUCUGCGCUCCGGUUUGCUCGUCUUAGGAUGGAGAAGAGACAUUCGGUGUUGAUGAUACUUUAAAGGCUCUAGAAAUGGGUGCUGUUGAAACUCUGAUAGUGUGGGAGAAUCUGGAUAUCCAUAGGUAUGAGUUAAAGAACACCACGACUGGAGAAAUUGUGAUUAAGCAUUUGGGAAAAGAUCAAGAGAACAAUCAAAGCAAUUUCCAUGAUGCAGAGACCAAUGCGGAGUUAGAAGUUCAGGAGAAGAUGCCUCUGCUUGAAUGGUUUGCUAAUGAGUAUAAACGUUUUGGUUGUACGCUUGAGUUUGUGACUAACAAGUCCCAAGAAGGGUCACAAUUUUGCAGAGGCUUUGGCGGAAUUGGUGGAUUGUUGCGGUACCAGCUUGAUAUGAGGACAUUCGAUGAAUUAUCAGAUGGGGAAUUUAAUGAAGAUUCAGAUUAAGUCUGAGGAUUAUAAGAUCUGAAGAAGAAGGAUUUGGAGUUUGAAGAAAAAGAAAGACUGAGAACUUUUGUUUGUUUUACUCUGCCUCUCUCUCUCUCUCUCUCUCUCUCUCUAUUAUCGUCCAAUUCCAUGUUAUCUCGUAAGUUUUUCUGGAACAGUUAUGUUAAAAUGUAUGAGAAAUUUGUGCUUCAAUAUACUCAAUUUUGAAGACAUUUUGUAUUUUGGUACGUAGUCUUUGGCUUCAGUAAACAUAAGUGUGUUAUAUCAA
Molecule: messenger RNA, 1418 nt
Organism: Camelina sativa (false flax)
Lineage: Eukaryota; Viridiplantae; Streptophyta; Magnoliopsida; Brassicales; Brassicaceae
Source: RefSeq, a predicted model, not a curated record